Messenger RNA from Cloeon dipterum, 1786 nucleotides. RefSeq names its product DNA-directed primase/polymerase protein-like. NCBI's taxonomy places the organism in Eukaryota, Metazoa, Arthropoda, Insecta, Ephemeroptera, Baetidae. The transcript is spliced from 7 exons. The coding region runs from base 207 to 1595 and encodes 462 amino acids. Gene Ontology annotation, molecular function: chromatin binding; DNA-directed DNA polymerase activity. Gene Ontology annotation, cellular component: mitochondrial matrix; nucleus. The record is from RefSeq and is a predicted model, not a curated record. Gene Ontology annotation, biological process: response to UV; replication fork processing; error-prone translesion synthesis.
GGAGGGGGAGACUGGAAACAAAAACAAAACCAUCUGAUCCUGAUCGUGUUUGCAGCACCCACCUGCUGAAGACUUGUUUUUGUUGUUGUUCUUAGCUUCUUGUAAACAAACACAACUACCUCUCUUGCGGCCCACUGACACUGACAGGAGGAGAUUCACGGAAUUAAAAUUUAUGUAUUCACUGUCGCUGAUUUUUGUCUGGCACCAUGUCCACGGAAAAUGACAAAAUUCGUCUGGACAGAAAAAGGAGUGCGAGUGAGAUGGAAAAAAUCGACGUUGCUGCGCUCCUGCAAGGCAUCACAGCUGAAGACUUUGAUGAUGAUGAUGAUGAUGAUGAAGAAGGGCAGGAGAAAAAGUACGAGUCUGAAAUCAACGUUGACCUGGAGCGUUGCUAUUUCAAAUACUUACAAAGGGAAGCAGAAGUGAACACAAUGCAUUCAGCUUUGGACGUGGAGAGCAGACGAUGGCGCUUUUUUCGGAAGCAAGCUGACUUGCUCGACUGUUUUAAAGAGCACCGAGCCCUCAAUGUCAUGCCGUUUGUCUACCACGACGCACUCAGGAGCACAAGGACGUUUGUGCUAGUCCAUCCAUUGGAACUUCUCUAUAGGACAAAGGACAGAUCUCAAAACUAUUUUUAUGAAAUUAUUGCUGAGGGCGUGCCUUCAAAACUGUACCUGGAUCUUGAGUUUGAUAAAAAGGCAAACCCAGAUGUUGAUGGAGAGAAAAUGACCAGCACUGCUAUUGAACUCUUCGUGGAGCACCUCAACUCUAAACUAAAUCUGAACAUUGAUUCAAGCUCAGUUGUUGACCUGGACAGCUCAACUGAUGUCAAAUUCAGCAGACACGUCAUUUUCAACACGUUUUUCUCUUUCAAAGACAACAGCGUUGUCGGUGCCUUGGUACGAAACGUCACCCAAGAAGGACAGCACCCACAGCUCAGGGUGCGCAAGAAGGACGGCGGUCAAACGUGUAUUGUCGACCUUUGCGUCUACACCAAGAACAGACAUUUCAGGAUUCUGGGAUCAACAAAAUUCUGCCGAAAAGCGCCUUUGGUGCUUAGUGAUGGUGCAAACAAAACAUUGAGUCUUCAAGUAACGAGUGGCCGUUUGAGAGAUGAGGUUCUGUUUUUGUCCAGCCUGGUGACUGGCUCCAACAAUCCUAUCUUGCCGUACAACGUGCUGGCCACGGUGCAGAGGCCAAAACCAAUGGCCGCCGUUGAGCAGGCCAAGCCAGAAAGCUUUUCUGGAAUGCCGCGUAUUGAUGCCUUCUUCCAACAUAUUUUGUCCCCAGUUGGGCUGCAAAAGAUUCUGUCCUACCCGAGGGGCUACGUUGUGUACUCCUCAGGCCCAUCAGGUUACUGCCUGAACAAAGGCGCCGCCCACCAGCGGCACAGGGUCUACUGGGUUCUUGCAAAGCGUCUGGGUGUCUACUACCAGAAGUGCGGAGACAAGAGCGACUGCGGCGACUUCCGCUCUCCCAAGCAGUUGCUGCCUGAUCACCUACUGCUUGAGGCGAGAGGACCGCUCGACCCGUGGGAACUCUGUCUCUCAGGGCCAACCUCCAACGCGCCACUUCAACUCACACUGCCAACGUGACUUUCUUAAGUGUAUAAAUAUAUGAUUAAUUUUGUGAUGCCUAGGUGCUCUGUUCAAUUCUUUUUAAAAGAAUUGAGAUAUUUGUGAUUAACUAAUAUGAUGGAAGAAAUCUUGUCUGAUUAAUGUACAAUAUUUUUCAAAGAGUCAUUUUGUUUAUAAUUUGAUAAUAAACCCUAGAAUUUUUGAAAUGA